AUGUCAGAUUGGGAUACAGUAACGAUUAUCGGUCAAAAGGCUAGAGUUGGAGGUGGAGGUCCAAGAGAAAAUGUUGCAAGAACACAGGCUCAGUUGAACGCUGCAAGAAGACAAGGAUUAGUUGUUGGUACUGAAAAGAAAUAUGGUUCAGCCAAUACCAAGUCAAAUCCUGAAGGGCAAAAAUUGACCAAGUUGGACGCUACAGAUGAUGUAGUGGCUGUGAAGAAAGUCGACUCUAGUGUCGGGAAAGCCAUUCAACAAGCCAGACAAGAAAAGAAGUUGACGCAAAAGGAUUUGGCUACAAAGGUAAAUGAAAAACCAAAUGUUAUUAAUGACUAUGAAGCUGGUAGGGCUAUUCCAAACCAGCAAGUUUUGGGUAAACUAGAGCGUGCAUUGGGUGUCAAAUUAAGGGGAAAGAACAUCGGCGAGCCUUUGUUUGCAAAAAAGUCAUAA
This is a messenger RNA of Lodderomyces oxycetoniae, 453 nucleotides long. RefSeq names its product Mbf1p (gene MBF1). Gene Ontology annotation, cellular component: nucleus. Lineage: Eukaryota; Fungi; Ascomycota; Pichiomycetes; Serinales; Debaryomycetaceae. The record is from RefSeq and is a predicted model, not a curated record. Gene Ontology annotation, molecular function: DNA binding. Bases 1 to 453 code for a protein of 150 amino acids. The transcript has a single exon.